Molecule: messenger RNA, 2769 nt
Organism: Eublepharis macularius
Lineage: Eukaryota; Metazoa; Chordata; Lepidosauria; Squamata; Eublepharidae
Gene: MGST2
Product: microsomal glutathione S-transferase 2
Exons: 5
Coding region: 15-653 (212 amino acids)
Biological process (GO): leukotriene biosynthetic process
Cellular component (GO): membrane; nuclear envelope; endoplasmic reticulum
Molecular function (GO): leukotriene-C4 synthase activity; glutathione peroxidase activity; glutathione transferase activity
Source: RefSeq, a predicted model, not a curated record
UUUAAUAUUGAAGGAUGGGAGCGGUCCUCAAGCUUCUUAAAGAGAAAAGGGUUAAGAACUCCGUUUGCUUGAAAGGAACCGGAGGCCCUGCUUUGCUUGUUCGGCUUAGGCGCGCUCUUGGCGCACGGCCCGCCCCUUUCCCUCCCAAGUCCUUCUUCCACGCGUCCCACGUUUUGUACUUGCGAAAAAGACCGGAAGGUGCUGAGAAAAUGGCUCGGGAUUUGAUCUGGCUCGCUGCAGUAUCCCUUCUUUCUGCCUGCCAGCAAUGUCACUUUGCUUGGCUUGUGGGAAGAUCAAGAAUGAAGCACAAGAUCAUGCCGCCAACCAUCUCUGGGCCACCAGAAUUUGAGAGGACGUUCCGUGCUCAGCAGAACUGCGUGGAGUUUUACCCUGUCUUCCUAGCGACCUUGUGGAUUGCUGGAUGGUUUUUCAAUCAAGAAAUAGCUGCAAUUGUCGGUCUGAUAUAUAUGUUUGCACGUCAUAAAUACUUCUAUGGCUAUGCAGAAUCUGUGAAAGGAAGGUUAAAAGGUUUUUAUUUGACUGUGGUGGUUUUAAUGUUCCUGAUUGUCUUGGGCACAACAGGAAUUACAAAUAGCUUUCUGGAUGAAUACUUGGACUUCAAUAUAGGAAAGAAACUACAUAAACUGAUCUAAAGAUUCUUCUUUUACAUAAAUCAAGUAGAUGCUUCUCUUAGCUAUCGAAAAGGAAGAUAAGCGAGGGUUAAUUUGCAAACAGUCUGAUUUUUUUUCACUAGCAUUCCCUUGCAGUGCAAAAUGUAUGACUUUCCUGAAUUUGUUUACUUUCAUCCAUGCAGAAACAGUCUGUCAGAUUGACAGAGAGACUAUUUAAAAUGCAUGUAUAUUUUUGAGAUUCCUGUUUAAUAUUCUGCUUUCAGACAGGCAGUAGUGCACAACAACAGCAAACUUUUAACCAUCUAGAAAUCGAGACACCAAAAUAUGAGCAGUUGUACAGCGCACACAGCUCGUAUUGAACUUGGCUAACGUUCCUCUAUUCUUCAUCUUUGUUUUUAAUUUACAUGUUUGUAUUGAUUUGGAACGUCUGUGAUGCCUACGAAUGCUUGGGACGGGAAGUUUAGGGAGGAGGGAAACGGCUGCAGAGGACCUCGUGCCACUUGAGAAACUGAGCCAUCCGGAUGAAGUAGAUCGUCCAGAGUUUUGUCCUAGGCCUGUUCAGACUUCUCAUAUACUGAGAGUAAUAGUAGUAUCAUCUAAAACAGUCAAAAGUUUACUGGCAUACGGUUUUCUUUUUUAAAUAAAUGAUUCCAGUAAUUUAAACUAUCAUACUGCUGUAUUCUACAUUAGUUAACCUGAAAUAAAGGCUACUAGAAAGUGACUCCUGGACAACUAUCACGGUUCUAAAUUAGCGGACCUGUUUCAUCUAGGCACAUGUAUUGAAAAAGUAAACAAAUUCAACAGGCAGCAGUUGUCCCACUAAGAUGUGAUGUGGCCAUAGCUGAGGCAGGCGCCCCUGGAAUUCUGGCAUCCCAGACCGCUGUCCACAUAGCCUGUCUGGUUAGCCCAUCCUUGUCUUAAACUGAUUUCAAGUAAAUGGGAUUUUGUGGUGGAAGAGAAGACCAUAGAUGACUUAUAAUUUAGAUGACUUAUAAUUUUAAUAAAAAUGAGAAUUUUCUGAGAAUCAAGGCUUGAGUCUGUUCUUGGUUUAAUUAGUUUUUAGUUUUGUACUGUGAGUGGUGGGAGGGAAAGAGUGAGCAUGAGGCCAAAGACUGAUGUCAGAUAAAAACAAGAUGUGAAGCAGUCUGUGCCAGGCUCUAUAAUGAAACUGUCAGACAAGCAUCACAUCCAUCAGUCUGGGCCACCCUGCUUGCUCUCUUGCUUGCUGCUGCUGCUGCUGCCACCGCCAUAGUUAUUCUUGAAGGAACCACCUAUAUUUAACUGGAAAGAGCAUAUGGUUUACAUCUGUACACUGAACCUUCCCACACACCACAUCAUGAAAAUAUUGGAUAGGUGACUCAGCAUGCCUUGGACAUUGGGGAGCACUGCAUGUGACUGUGUGUGUAUGUGUUACCUCCCUGACAAGUGACUUUUCUUUGAUUAAAAUGGGAAUUCCUCCUCACUCCUCCUCUGUCCCUGUCUUCAUUGAGAGAGUUUCAGGUGGGUGUUGAUCUGCAGUAGAAGAGUCUAAUAGUAGUCAUGUCUAGUAGUAAAAGGCCAAUGAGAAUUGCAGGGUAUGAGCUGUCAGAGCUUUGACUCUGAAAAGCUAUGAUGUUCCCUCAUCCUUAAAUCAGAGAAACGGCACUGGAGGUGUUUUUAAAAUUCCAAAAAUAACUUAAGUAGUUUAUUUACAUUAGAGGAGAAAGGUCAGGUGAUGUCAGGGGUUGCAAAUUUCUGACGUAAAAUUCAGAAUAUGCACAGACUUCCCUUCUUAUGCUCUUCACUGUUACUUUUUAAAAUAUUUUUAUUUCAAUUAUUAACAAAACUGUUUACAAUAUGAAAUACAACAUGGAUAAAUUGUUAAAAACUACAUAACAGAGAAAGGUUAAACAUGGAAAGACAAAUUCAAGUUGAAUGAUCUGAUAUAUUUUGGAUUAUAGAUUCAGGAUUGUUUGGUAUAUUUUAUUGGGAGGAUAUAGAUUUUCUUUAGAAAUGUAUUCAAAAAAAGGGAACCAUUUUUCCAUAAAAUUUGUUGUUUGGGGGAAAUUUUCAGCUUGAUAGAUUCCAUCAUUGAUUUUUUCAAAUAAAAAAUGGUCCCAUAUUUUAGAAUACUAACUGGUAAUUCUCUUCACUGUUA